AUGGAAAAUCAAUUCAAUGCCAAAUUAGAAUGCGUCACGGAUUUUAGCUUAUUUGAAAAAUUAAAAAAAUCGAUCAUAAAAGACAAUGUGAACGAACUGUACAUAUCCUCGUUAAGAUCCAUUUUGGAAAAGGUAAAGGAUCCGGUUGUUGAUACCAGUCACAUUAUUUGCAAUCACCACUACGCCGAAGCGGUUCUCUUUUUUUACGCAACGUUAAUUAUUGAAAAAUAUGAAUUCGUUUCUGUCUUUUGUGAAGAUAUAAUUUCAAAGAACCGAUUUGAAGAUGUAGUGGAAAAUUUAGAAAGAAUAAACGUGAAACAUGUGGAAAGUUUGAGUAAGAUAAAAAAAAUAAUUAUUGAAAAUAUAGACAACUGUGAAAAGUGCUUGAUGAUUUAUUAUCUGUUGCAGAAGGAAUUCCUAGAAAUCAUAUCCAUGUAUACAAAAAAUGAGGAAGCAUUAAUAAAUUUCGUGAAAAAAGAAAUUUUCAAAUUCAACUUUAAUCGACUACUUAAUAAGAUAAUUUGUCCUGUGGAAUAUGACAAGAUUGAUUCUGUUGUACUAGAGCUUAUGCUAAAUGGGGGGAAAAUAUUUCAAGUGAAUGAUAAUUACCAGUUGGAGGCGAGCCAAAUAAAUGAGGUAAACCUGAAAUUAUUCACGGAGAAAUUUCUAAGUUUAAAAGAUGACAGUAUAUAUGAUAUUAUAAAAAAGUAUGCACACCAUGAGUCGCUAAUUUUUCUUUGCAAUCUUGUCCACAUGGAAUUUAAGGAGUGUAAAAAAUUGUUAACAAAAGCGAAUGGUCAAAUGUGUAAGAAGAUAGGUUCUCCAAACGAUGACUUAAAAAAUUGCAACGAGAACGAAUCGGAAGAAAAUUGCGAUAGCUAUAGCAUCACAGAAAAUUUGCAGUCAUAUGUGUAUGUACAUAUGUUCCUGCUUUUCCAGCAUAGGGAAGUGGAAAAUAGCAUAAUAAAAGUUCUGAAGGAUAAGAUUAUCCUUUAUUCCUUAAUGCUGAAUGCGCUGAGAUAUGCAGACAAUUUUAUCCAGUUGAUAAUUUUCAAAAUUAUAAAUUUUACCUUUAUAAAUGACGACAACUUUUUAAAUGAUUCAAAUAAAAAAUUGAUAAUAUCCAUUUUGUCCUACUGGGUUAAGCUAGCGGACGCUUGUAUUAUUAAAAUCAUAAACACGAAUUUGGCUGAGGGGAAUGUCGGCUCAAAUGUGCAAAAAACUGAUAAUUUUUUUUUAAAAAAAAAAUUUUCAGACUAUGACAUAUUUAAGUAUAUACAGUGUUUAAUCAGUGCAAUAUAUUUGCUAUCCCUUAUUAAGAGGAGGAGCAAAAUGGAAGGGUCUAAUUUGCUAGCGGAACCAUCAACUCUGGAAAAGUAUAAGCGGAGUAUGGCCUCUUAUAUGAAUGAAUAUAAUUUAGAGAGCUUAUCCUUGAACGCCUAUUUUACAAAGAAUGACGUGUAUGAUUAUUUCUUGGGUAUCCUAUUUUCAGAAAAUAAAGAAGUAAUUAAUAAGCUGUUUAAUUUAAUAUUCAAACUGUUGCACUUUGUAAAAAAUUCCAAGGUGUACAUUUCGAAAAACACCAAUAUAAAGAAUAAAUAUUUUGAGGAAGCCACUAUAUUUUCUUGCAUAAAUAUUGUGUACAACAUUAUGGACGUGACGAAAAGGAUGUUUUUGAAUUCGUUCGAGGUCGAUGAGUAUACAAAAAAUUUGUACAGGAAAUGUCUGAGAGAGAAAAAAAACGCCUUUGAUUGCAUUGUUUUCCAUUCCUUUCCGCAAUUUCUUAGCCACAGGGAUUACUACCUGCGUUUGUACGCAGUUAAGGUUUUGUCAACCCUUUUGUCUGAUUCGGCUAUUCGGGAUUCACUGGAGAAGAAUACAAUUUUUGAAAUCUUCGAUUCACUCAUAAGCAUGAAACUCCAUAACGAACAACAGAAAAGGAACGAUGAGAGGAAAAACGUAAAUAUUUUGCUCCUGCUCCUGUUGAAGGCAAAUAUAAGAGACAGCAAAUAUUCCAGUAAAACGACAAAUAUAAUAUUUAGCGAUAAACAGAAAGAUGUUAAGAAGUACAUUGCAUCAAUCUGCGAUGAUGGCUUCCCCCUUCUAGAAUUGAAAACUAUGUUUGAAUAUUUUUUUGUCUUGUUUGUAAAAAUAAUCAACGUCAUUGUAAAACGGGUGUUGUCCCUUUUGGAGAUAGAAAAGUAUAAAAUGCUAUUUAUGAAUGUCUUCGAAAUUGUAGAACUCUUCAUGCAGGAAUUAAAAAAGGAGAAGAGCAAAAAAUGCAGAUGUUUUUUUUUUUCCGCAGCCAUGUAUUUUUCGCACCUGAUUUCGAAUAGCAUAUAUAAGUCCAAGGUGCAUUCCUCUGUUCCUUUUCUGAAUAAGGUUUUUAGCUUAAUUAAAAAUAUUGAGAAUUACGUAGAUUUGAUGUAUGAUGAUUUGGUUACGUUUAAGGAUGCACAGGAGGAGCUCUCUGAGGCUGGAACGUAUGAAGAACAACUAUCUCAGGAGGGAACAUAUGACGAAGGGGUAACUGAAGAGGGGCUCCUUGACGAAGGUUUAUCAGAUGAUGAGGUGUAUUAUUCUAGUGAUUCAAAUUCGAAGACCAUGAAGGAUAUGCACAUGCUCUAUUUUUAUAAUAGCACGUUUUGUGAGGACGAAAAGGAGGGGGGGAAGAAGGGAUCAAUUGAUGCUACCACGGACAGGAACAGCCGGAGCAAUCGGAACGGUGGCGCCACUGGGGGGAUGCUGCACCAUGUUAACAAAGGGGAAGUGGAAAGGUCCAAUUCAAAUGGAUUAAGCAAGUUCAAAGUUUUCAUGAAUAGGUCAAUUACCAAGAGCAAAGUGAACGAAGAAGGGAUUUACAAUUACAUGCACAGUUUUUUUUUUCUAUGCGUAAGUAAUGCAAGUAUGAAAACUAGGAGGCACGUGGUAAAAUCGUACGACCUGAUCGCGAAGUAUCUCAUGAAGGAUGAAUACAAAUUAAAUAGAGUCAAAAAGAAAAGCGGCAUUUUUUCUCCGCCAAUUGUAAUUAUUAGAGAUGUGGAGAACGAAGAAAAAAGGUAUAAUAUAACAGUUGAUAAGUACGAUUAUAUGUUAAAAACCUACAUAGUGGACUUGUUCAAAUCGAAAAGGUACAUGUACAUUUUUUUAUUGUCAAUCUUCCAGUUUAGUAACAUAGUCAUUUUGUAUUUAAAAAAAACAAAUUCCAUAAGCAACGAUUUUGAUGAAAAAUUUGAUGUGCUAGAAUGCUUUAUGCUGGUAAAUUCGAAGACUUGGUUUUAUCUGAAUGUUGCGAUUGAAUGUGUACAGAAAUAUAUGAACAAGAGAAAAGCAGAUCAGUUCCUACUACAAAUCCUUACUUUAAUAAUAGACAACAUGUGGAAAAUUAUCCUAUUCAUUGUUUUUAAUAUAAAAAUAAAAACUUUUUCGAUAAGAUCCAAAACGCAUUCUAUACAUAUUUUCGCUAAAUUCGAAGACUUGGUUUUAUCUGAAUGUUGCGAUUGA
This is a messenger RNA of Plasmodium inui San Antonio 1, 3504 nucleotides long. RefSeq lists its product as hypothetical. The record is from RefSeq and is a predicted model, not a curated record. Bases 1 to 3504 code for a protein of 1167 amino acids. The transcript has 2 exons. Lineage: Eukaryota; Apicomplexa; Aconoidasida; Haemosporida; Plasmodiidae.